Messenger RNA from Gossypium arboreum, 2181 nucleotides. RefSeq lists its product as uncharacterized. NCBI's taxonomy places the organism in Eukaryota, Viridiplantae, Streptophyta, Magnoliopsida, Malvales, Malvaceae. The transcript has 2 exons. The coding region runs from base 1 to 2181 and encodes 726 amino acids. The record is from RefSeq and is a predicted model, not a curated record.
AUGGCCACCAAUCAACAAAGCCUUGUAAGACAAGAAUCCAAUGCAAGGAAGAACACAGAAAGGCCACAAUUCACCCCUAUACCUGUGACAUAUAAAGAGUUGUACCAAAACCUGUUCAACGCUCAUGUGGUAUCCCCUUUCUACCUGGAGCCACUGCAGCCCCCGUAUCCCAAAUGGUAUGACACAAAUGCCCAAUGUGAAUACCACGCGAGAAUUACCAGGCAUUCAAUCGAAAAUUGCACUGCAUUCAAGAAAGUGGUCGAAAGACUCAUUAAGGUGGGAAUCGUGAGAUUUGAUGACUCAGUCAUGCCCAAUGUAGCAGGAAACCCACUCCUCAAUCACACCGACCAAGGAGUGAACGGAAUAAGCGAAGGCAAAAAUAAGAAGAUUAAGUGUGAGGUUGCGAAAGUCAGGACUCUGUUGAGACAAGUGUGGAGGGAGAUGGUCAAGAGAGGUUUGAUCGCAUUGGAUUUGGGAAGAGAAUCCAAAGAAGAGAGGAACUACUACGAGUUCCACAAUGAGGUGGGGCAUGAAAUCCAAGAGUGUGUGGAGUUCAGGGCCCUAAUGCAGAAUAUGAUGAAAAAUAAGGAAAUGGAAUUCUAUGAAGAGACUAAAAACCCUGUAGAGGGAGACAUAUGUGCGUCGGAGGGAGAGUCGACGGCACAAAAUCAAACAGUUAGCUACCCCAUGGUUAUCAUAUUGAGACCCAAAAAUAAUGAAGCUAGACUUCAACUACCACCAAAGGAAAGCCUGAUCGACACUUUAAAAGAGGACCAAGAUAGGGGCUCCUAUACACGUAGCAGGAGACGUUAUGAUACAGCGAGUGAGAAGGCACAGCCCGUAAAAGGAAAAGCCCUAGUGGUCGAAAGGGUGAAGGAAAAAACGACCAAAUCUGAACUUCCUGUCAAUGAGCUAGUUAACGAAGAAAAGGCUAAGGAGUUUUUAAAAUUCCUAAAUCAUAGUGAAUACAGCAUGGUGGAACAGCUAUGUAAACAACCAGCUCGUAUCUCAGUGCUGGCCGUACUUCUAAGCUUGGAAGUUCAUCGCAGCGCGCUAAUGAAGGUCUUGAAUGAAACGUAUGUUACCAAUGAUAUCUCCAUUAACAAACUGGACCGAUUGGUUAGUAACAUAAGUGUCGACAACUAUAUCUUCUUCAAUGACGAUGAGAUACCACCCGGUGGCAUGGGGUCGAUUAAAGCAUUGCACAUUACCACGCGCUGUAAAGGGUAUACGCUACCAGGCAUACUGAUUAACAACGGAUCGGCUUUGAACGUCCUGCCAUUGACCACACUAAACAGAUUACCUGUAGACAGCUCUCACAUGAAGGAGUUCCAGAACAUAGUGAAGCCAUUUGAUGACACGGAGAGAAAGGUGAUGGGCAGAAUCGAAGUACCUCUUCAGAUUGGGCCAAACAUAUAUGAGGUGGAUUUCCUAGUAAUGGAUAUCAAGCCCUCAUAUAAUUGCUUAUUGGAGAGGCCUUGGAUACAUUCAGCUGGGGCAGUGCCUUCUUCGUUGCAUCAAAAGUUGAAGCUGGUAUCAGAGGGGAGGUUGAUAACGAUCAAUGCUGAAGAGGAUAUCAUUGCAACUGUGAGCAAUAAUGUGCCCUAUUUGGAGACAGAUGAUGAAGCAAUCGAAUGUUCAUUUCGAUCUUUAGAAUUUGUUAAUGCAACCUUCAUCACUGAGGGAAGCAAAAUUCUGGUGCCAAUAUUGUCCAAAACCACGAGGAUGAGCCUCCAGUUAACGAUUGAAAAAGGAGCCCUACCCGAAAGAAGACUUAGGAGACAUCUGCAAGGAAGGGUUGAAACGCCAAUGCCGAAAGACAAGAGAGACCACUUCGGUUUAGGAUUUAAGCCGGAUGUGAAACAAAGGAGAAGGGAGCUGGGAAAGAAGCAAGAAAGUAGAAGAGCUCGAUUAACGGGGGAGGAAAUCAAGUGGGAACCAAUGACAUUCCCCUAUAUAUCGAAAACAUUUGUGUCCGGGGGAAUCAUUCAUCCCGAGAGAGACACACCAAUGACAGGAGCUAUAGAAGAAAUGCUGGAAAGCUUGGAUAUCAACAUCAUAUGCGAAGAGGAGACCGGAAGAGAGAAUUUGUUGGGCAUUUGCCUCUGCACGCCUGGAAGUGUUCUGGACGACUGGACCGCGGAAGAGAUUCCUGUAGCUUUUAGAACGGAUUCAGAGUAA